CUGUGGGGGUCCUGACAGACACACAUUUCCAACAUGGCGACUUCUAUCGUUGGACUAUUAAAACCUUGGACACCGAGGGUGUUGACGGUGCGAUGGAGCAGAUACAAUCCGUACUACCUGGAGCCAGAGGUAAAGAAGGAGGCCUACGACAAACCAGAAACAGAACUGAGCACUGAGGAGAAGGCAGAGCGGGCACUCAAGGCAGUCAGACCUAUCAAGGCAGCAACAAACAGUGUCACCAGCUCAGUUUUUGACGACCCGCUCAUCAGUAAAUUUAUCAACAUGAUGAUGAAGCAUGGAAACAAGAUUUUGGCAAGAGAGAUCAUGACAGAGACAUUGGAGCAUAUUAAAAGGAAACAGGUGGAGAAAUACCACAAAGCUCCGGAGGGGAAAAGAGAGGAGAUUGAGUGCAGCCCUUACGCCAUCUUCCAUCAGGCUAUAGAGAACUGUCAGCCAGUUGUAGGUCUUGCUAGCAUCAAGAGAGGUGGAAGGGUGUACCAGGUGCCUGUACCUCUUGAAGACAGCAGGCGUCGCUUCCUUGCAAUGAAAUGGAUGAUCACGGAGUGCAGGGACAACAAACAUCGGCGCACGCACAUGUACGAAAAACUCUCCCAGGAGCUGCUGGCAGCUUCUGCCAAAGAGGGCAGCGUCUUCAGGAAGAAGACUGAGAUGCACAAGAUGGCCGAAGCCAACAGAGCGUACGCCCAUUAUCGCUGGUGGUAGUCAAAGUGUCAAAGACUGGACAUUGAAGGGCGUCACAUGCUUUUGUAAAUAAUAAACACCGCAAACAAAAUGCUCUAAUGUGACAGUGAACUAUCAAGAGGUGAGAGGCAUCACGCCUCUAAUUAGGGACUGUGUGCAAAAGUCAUGCUAACAUCUAGAAAACGUUUUAAGGGAACUAUUUGUUGGAAUAAAUCAUAUGAAAACAAACUAUUCCUGCAUAUAGGAACGGCUCUGUUGUAGCUGCCUCAUGUAACAACUGCUGAAAAAACAGACACGACAGAAAUUCAAACCUUUAAUAAAAUAUCUCUCAAAACUUCUAUUCCUUUAACUAUUGGUCACACAUCAGAAAUAAAGCAAGCAUCAAACCAGCUUGAAUCUGAUGUUUAGCAAACAACCUUGAAAUGUUCAUAAAAGGAAUGCUUUCAACAUAUAAAACUUUUAUAAAUAAAUUUAAGAAAAACUCAGUGGAUGAACCUCAGGAACUGAACUCGUGAUCUAUUGCACAUCGACAUCAUCUCCACUCAACUAUGGGAUUUGCGUCCAUCAAAAAAAAAAAAAAAAGUUGCUGGUGAACUCCCGUUGUCCUGGCGAGUGUCCUAGUCUGCGAUUUCGCUGUAGUAGUACCUGUGCGCCGUGCCGCUGAGCACCCAGCCUCCCGCCCUGAACUCCAGGAUCUCCAGCAGCAGCAGGCGGGCCAUAGAGGUCAGCCCCUCCUGAAGCAGGAAGCCAUCCCGCAGCAGGUAGAAGAGCUCAUCCAUGCGCUGGCUGUUGGCCUUUUCUAGCUGCUCCCCGAUGCGGUGUAGCUGCAGCACCAGACAAUCCACCUGUGGCAGAAAGGAGAAGGUAUCAUACUAACUAACCGCUGUACAUCUUUCAUUCUUGGUCACCACUUAUACCGUUCAGGGUCACCUGCGAUUUGGAGCCUAGCCCACUCGACUUUGGGUUAAGGCAGGGUUCACUCUGGGCCGUAUUCAAAUUCAAAAUUCAAUUUCAAAUUCAAGUAAAUAAUGUACACUAGUAUUAUUGGGAAGAAAAUUGUAUAUUUUUGAGAAAAAAGUUUAAAAGUCUUACUGCCAAGAAAACAAAAAUUAUAUUUGAGGUGAAAAAAUUGUAUAUUUUUGGAAGGAAAAACACUUAUAAAGAAAAAGCUGUAUAUGAGGAAACGAUCCAGAUUGUUGUUAGAGGAAAAAGUCAUUUUAAGAAUUUAUAUGCUACAACCCUGAAUAUUUUGGAGGAAAAAAAACAUGGGGAAUUUUAUUUUAUUCUUAUUUUUUAGAAAAAAAAAAAAAAAUUCAAUGUUUCAGAGACCGCCACUCAAAGUGGCAAUUACAAAUUGCAUAGGCAGUGCAAAAAUGCCUGCAUAGAUUUAAAAGUUUAAUAAUGUAAAAAGGUUUGAUGAAUACUAUUUCUAUUACCGUAAUUUCUGGUGUAUACGCAGCUACUUUUUUCUUAAACUUUGAACCUUGCGCCUUAUACAGCGGUGUAUCUUAGCUAUGGUUAAGUUCUAAUCUCGUGACAUUCCUUUACUUAAAAACUACUACUAAUUCUGUGCCGCUUGCGAGUCAGUGAGGAAACGGUAGCUCUUUCUUUGGCAGGAUCCAAUCACGAGCUAUCAGUGAACUCAGAGCUUGUCAACCCAUUGGCAACAGCAGGAGGUCAUUACUCAAUAUAACAGUCUGACUCAGGGUGUCAUCUUACAAAGAACGCUAAACUCAUCACACAGCUUAACACUAAAAAGAUACAGAGUAAAAGUACCGAGUUUAAAAUGGAAAAAAUACAACAACAUUUUCCCAUAAUGCACUGCGCCCAAGCAAAACAUUCACUGGUGCCUGCAGGGGCGCUGCAUUGAUGUCAGCCCCCCCUCCUCUGGUGUACAGGGCCAGCAUUGCGGCGCCAGCCAUCCAUUUUCUAUGCCGCUUGUCCUCCAAUGAAAUGCUUUGCUCAGACGAUAUGCAUCAUGGGAAAAAUGUUCAAAUAUUUUUUUUUCAUUUUAAACUCAUAUUGGUACUUGUAUAUUUCCCAGCUAUCUUUUUAGUGUUAAGUUGCUGUGUGAUGAGUUUAGUGUUCUUUGUAAGAUGACACUGAAUCAGACUGUUACAUUGAGUAAUGACCUCCUGCAAUUUCCAAUGGGUUGACAAACUUGUUGAAGGUUUUUUCACAGCUCAUGAUUGGCUCCUGCCAAAUAAAGAGCCGCCUGGUCCUCACCGACUCGUGUGUGCCACAAUUUCCCAUUUUAUGACGUGGAUAUGUGCGGCUUAGACUCUGGUGCAGCUUAUGUAUGUACAAAUCAGGGUUUUCCUCUAAAUUUAGUGAGUGCGGCUUAUACACAGGAAUUUACGGUACUUCUUAUGAGGGAAACCAGUUGGAAAUUUGAACAAAUCAAAGGUUGACCAGCUUCCAGUCUCAGUCUGGUUCCACUUUUCACGUGACUUUAUCAUAAUUAACAAGAACCUAACCAGCAAGUCCGGAAAAGUGCUUAAAAAUAUAAAGUACAGUCAUCUUUACCUCCUCUUCAUUCAUGAGAGCAUCAGGUUGCGCCAGCCUCAUCAGACAGUCAUAGACAGGAUGGACCAGCGCCACCAUGGGCAUGUUGUUGACCUGAGCAUCAGGAUAUAAGAGGAACAACUUCACUUGUGAGGUCCUUGAAAGUUUGAUUUUGGUUCCUUUCAAUGGAAAUACAAAACGAUCCUGUACAAAAGUGUCUUGCUUUGUGGUACAAUGCCAAACAUUCCUUACUUUGAGGUAGUCAUAGAUGUUACAGAUGAAGGUCACAUAGCAGACCCACUCCUGCAAGGACCGAGUUCUGGUCCCCUCACGCUCCUUGAACUCCUGCUGGAGGCGGUUGAGCAGGCUCCUCCGGAACACGUUACCAUUGUUUUGCUUGGCCUCCGCCUGCCACCAGAGUCAGGUCAGUACGGACAAACAACUAAUCACUAUAAAAAAAUAACUUCAAGUCAAGUAAUUCUGUAAUAUUUAUUUAUUUUAUAAUUGAUAUUGUUUUAUUAAAAUACACACAGUAAUAUAUGACUUUAUUUCAAAAGAAUACAUGUGUAUGUACGUUAGACAAUACUUAGAAGUGCUAUUAUUUGUGGGAAAACUACAAAAAAUAUACAUAUAUAAAAGACUACGAUAAAAAUACAUUUGUACCAAUAGAGACACAAA
This is a messenger RNA of Dunckerocampus dactyliophorus (ringed pipefish), 3885 nucleotides long. It is a transcript of the gene mrps7, whose product is annotated as mitochondrial ribosomal protein S7. Gene Ontology annotation, molecular function: mRNA binding; structural constituent of ribosome; rRNA binding. The transcript has 5 exons. Gene Ontology annotation, cellular component: ribosome. Gene Ontology annotation, biological process: translation; ribosomal small subunit assembly. The coding region runs from base 34 to 723 and encodes 229 amino acids. The record is from RefSeq and is a predicted model, not a curated record. Lineage: Eukaryota; Metazoa; Chordata; Actinopteri; Syngnathiformes; Syngnathidae.